AUGCCCGAGAACAAUCGUAUUCAUGUGGUGAUUGAACAAAGCCUUCCACGGCCUAAUAUCCUCACUUACCAAGCAUACAAUCUAUCCGGCCGAUUGGUUCUUAAUCAUAAAUUGCCCUCCACUUUCGGACUACAGACUGGCAAGUCUGAUUUGGAGAAAACUACAUUGACUUGUCCGUCUGAGCCUCCAUUACUGCUUCGAGAUUGCUCCGGUUUAGUCUACCCGUUCGUGCCCGCAACUCGAUCUGGUAGUAGCGGCAGUGCAGUUCAAGAAACUGCUUCAACUACGGUCGCGUUGCUUGAUCUUCCACCAGUGCAGUGUGCUGCUUUUGCUUGGGUUCCAAGUCGAGUUGUGUCCUCUUUCUCGGGUCUGACUGGAUUAACAAACCCAGUCAGUCGAGGGCAGUCGAACAAGUGUUCAGCCGAUCAUUCCACUCCAGCGCGUUGCUUACUAGGCCUCGUAAUUGUGCGUGAUUUACCGCUGAUGCAACACGUGCUUAGAGCAAACGAUGUACAAGUUGAACGUUUGUUAUCACCGGAGAACGAAUUGCCAGUCGAAACUACUCGAAAUUUGGCUUUCGAAGUGGUCGACGGCCAACGAAAUCUGCUUCACAUGGCAGUGACUAUGUGCGCUCCACAGUCCAAUUGCGAGACUUCUUCUGAGUGGGCCGCCAAAUUGGAUUCUGUUCUUUCCGGACCUGUCCAACUUGUCCCCGAGUCUGUAUCAGUCCCAUCCAAAGAAAUCGGAGCGAAAACAAGUACUGUGUCAGUGCCGAAUAGUUCCACUGCUUCACGACCAUCUUCCACAUUCUGGUCAUCUAUCGCCCGGACCACGUCACAGUCGAGUGGCUUGAGCAUGCAUGAGCUGUUUAUUCGCUCAUCCAUUGAAGCUGCCUCGGUGGCGGCAGCGGCAGCAGCAGCUGCCUCUGCAGGUAGUACACAGGUACGCUCUGACGACCGAGAUCCUCGUUCUUUGGCAAAUGGAACGAANUUUUGGCACUUGCCUCCGGUUCGCAAAGAUGAAUUGACCAGACGUGUUGCGUCUUAUCGCAUUAUUCGUCUGUUGCUCGAGAGUCGACAGCUACGUCCGUAUCUGAUUCAGUUGCUCACGGCGCGAAAUACCGAAAAUCUUACUCCGUUCACCUUGGCUGUGAAGUGCCGUGCUUAUGCCGUUGCUCAGUUUAUAUAUGAAACAAUUCAGGACAUCUUUGAGUGUCGUACCUGUGGACUUAUGGAUUCGUUGUGCUGCUGUACUGAAUGUGCACGAGUCUGUCAUCGAGGUCAUGACUGCCGUCUGAAACGCACUUCUCCAACCGCUUACUGCGAUUGUUGGGAAAAAUGUCGAUGCCAGAGUCUGAUUGCUGGAGCUCAGGCUCCCAGACACGAAUUAUUCUAUCAAUUGCUACGAGAUACGGAUCUGAUCCGGUUGGUCAAUUCGCGAAACGAGCAUUUACUGUUGUUCUUGGUUAAAUGUGUGGAACGUCAGUUACGUGAACAAAAACAAUAUCGCCCAUCCAGACGCCGUAUCGGUGCGGUUUCGAGUAGAUCAACUGGCGUGUCCGUUUCUGCUUCUGGAACUGGCACCAAUACGGUCCUGCCAGGCCAGGGGGCCAGUUGGGAUUGUCAGCGUGAAGGGAAUCAAACAAAUGCCAGUGGCGGAACCGAGGAACCUGAUCAUGACUUGGACCCACCUCGAUUUGCUCGGAACGCACUUGAAUUGGCAUUAGAUUGUCCCGUUGCAGUCCACAGCAUCUUAAGCCUGGACUCAAACCCAUGUCCUUCUCGAAUUCCAGGCGUAUUCAAAAGUGCUGCUUGUAUUGACGAGGAAAAACUCCUGUUUGCUCAGGCUGGGGCAACCCAACUGGAUGAUUUCGUCUUCACUCUUGUCUGCAAAUGUCCAACGGAGAUGGUCGAUACACUGGUUUCAACAAUUAAUCGUCAUUUGUCUGUGGACCUGCAAAAUAUUGUCUCGGAGUCUUCCACUCGCGAUAAACAGGAGCGUCUCUUACCUACCACUCCAAAGACCUUCUUACAUCGACCUAAGAUCCCGACUGCUCAAGAAAUGCGUAUAGUUGCCGGCCGGUUUAUCCAUUCGGUGGCGCGGAUAUACACCACAAUGACACUGGAGUUAGCUGCGGAUCAUAAAAAGAAAAAAAAUCGUCUUUUACUUGCUCAGUUGGCUCCACUGGAUGUAUGCCGUCACAUAUUCAGUCGGCUUGCACCAGUGGCUCUUGCAGAGUUGCCGCAGUUAGCCGCUGGUCUGCUUACUCCCAUUCGUACUGGAACUCUACGCCCGAGCAUUCCUUUUUCUUUGUUAACGCAGUCGGCUGAUGCUGUUCAGGGUUUGGAACAGUUUUUUGCUCUCGAACGCAGCAGUCAUUCUCGACAUCGGCUCCUGCAAUUGACCGAACAAAAUAAGGGCGCAGAGACCGCAAGCAGUACUGCUGAGUUGCAUGGUACAUUCUUCCGGGUCUCAGAAGAAAACCAGGCUAACCGUAAUGAAGCUCAAGAAUCCUCUCGCGUCACUUUUCGUCCAGCGACAUCAGAAUCACUCGGGACGCACCCAAAUCGAAACACCGUGGUCUCUUCGUUGCACGUCAAUCUAUCCAUUCCGAAUCAACCCACAUCGCACACCUCGAACUCUGCUACAGAGAUUGUGACCACUUACAAUCCUAACACAUUUGUGUCCGCCUCAUUGAACGACCCGUCGGUUUUGACCUUGCAGAUGCAAUCGACGAUUGGGGAUAUCGAUCGUGAUCAUGCAUCUUCCGAGACACAUGAUGGAAUAAGGUCCUCUGCUCCGUCUUCUGACGGAACGCUGGCAGAUAAUGAACAAACCUUCGGGAUAUCAGAGUUCCAUCACAGGGAUUUGGAUAAUGAAGAACCGCAGUCGCACACACAAUCCUUCCGUCGAUCACUACGCCGCCCUUAUGACGUCAUAUCUGACUCCACGGAAGCGAUGGAUGAUGGGGUUUCUGGCCCAUCGAUUGAACCCACUUCGGAUGUGUGUGAACAAGGAGAUACAUCGACUGGAAACAGCCGUGAUCGACGACCGCAAAUAACGGAGGUUUACUCAACUUCCGAUGGCUAUCCCAAACGUCGCCGAACAAUGACACCAGCCUCUGGUUCACCCAGUCGUACAACUGAUGAAAUUUCGGCCUUCUCGGCGUCACAGGAGGGAAAUAUCACAGCUCCGGAUGACGAAGAGACCAAAGUCACCUAUACGUUGUUGGAUACCGAUGAUCCGGCUAGUCAAGCCAGUAGUACUGGUGCAACUGUGGCCACUAUUGGUGGAAGUACUGUGGACUUUGAUCAGGGUUCGGACAUCACAAACGGCUCAGUGGAGACUGUGUUCAACAACAGAACCGAGCGCACGGCCGGAUCAGAGUUUAUUGCCAAUUCACUGUCCCUUCGUCCGGAACAGGUUGAGGCUGUACCAGAUCUUCCAACUCCGGUGGAGUUAGUCGGUGCCGGACGCUCAGAUGAGUUCAGCUACGCACCAUACGUUGUGAUUGAUGCCAUCAACAUUAAAUCGUACAGGGGAAUUAUUGUGCUCAUGCAGUCGCAUCGUGCAUUAAGCUCGGUUCUCGUUGAAACUCUCAUUUUACGACUGCUCACUGGUCUUGGAUAUGGUUUCCAAGAUGGGGGAAAUCAGUUUAAAUUAAUUCCUCGUCAGUCCAAUGAGCAGUUUUACAGGACUCUCCCGCUCAGUUCUCGUGCACAACAACCGACUGGCGGUCUGGAUGAUAAUGCCACUCCAGUCACCUCAUCAGCAGGUGGUUUAUCCAUAACCAGUCGAAGGAUCACGAGUGCGGAAACAACGAGCACUCCUGGCAUUCUGACCAAUACAAUCAACACCAGCACCACCAGUAGCGGAGCGCAACAACCAUCAAGAAAUAAUUUGAACUCUGGGCGGCGUACUGUACCAUCAGUAAUCAGUCUGUUACCCACGUCCUCCGCUUCCAGCAAUACGCCUACAUUGAUAGUGUCUACCAGCGGAAGCUCUGGUGCCAAUGUUUUGUCCAACACCGAAACCACACUCACUCCAGGACCUACGUCUGAGGCGAGUUCUUUUCAUAUGAUUAAUUUUGGAUCGUCAUCCUCGUCUUCGGUUUUAACGCGACUAACUCCAAACCAACGUGCAGCUCAAGGUUCUCGUGGCGUAUUACCGUCCCACACUGAAUUGGCUGAGUUAGUCGCUGCGGUUGGUGCUGUGCUAUGCCCGAUUUGGCAGUGGUUAGCACAUGCGUUGGACAAUCUGGAAGCUCAGUUGCGUUACUCGGCUGCUUGGAAUACACAAUUUCAUGGAAAGCAAGUAUCGAACCCGGGAGGAAACUCCGGUUCUCAUACAGUAGAUGCUGGCCCCGGCAUGAAUUCAGCGGCUCGACGGGAUUAUUCAAACCCCACGAGUUCAUCAAAUCGGCAAUCAUUUUCGCGUACCACCACUGGCCGUUUCUCCAACAGCAGUCAUUCAUCUUCCGCUGUGAAUCAUCGACCAGAGGGAGAAGCAAACAGAACUGUCCAGUCUACUGUUCUUGGUCAGCGUCAUGAAUUUCUGUCCUAUGUAUUCUCACUUAUGCGUGCUACCAGUGGGGACCACGGUGAUGGUGUCCCUUUCAUUGGUGCUCCAAUGCACAAACACUUGGCCUACGUACUGGAUGCAUUGCUGUACUUUUUCAAGGCAUUUGAAUCUGCUUGGCCCUCCGGUGUAACUCCUCAGUUAAUCGAACUGGGUCCUACUCUGAUCCUAGGUCAUUUGCGUUCUGCUGCCGGCAGUUCACAACUAUCCGAUCGUGCAUCACAAGCAGGUGCGGACCAAGAGUCCAAACCGAAGGAUUCAGUUCAUGCAGCUGCCUGUCAUGAUGGCGCACCGUAUGUGCUUUGUGGACGCAUGGCUCAACGGGAGGAUGCUUUCUUCCGACGCUCGGAGAGUGUUUUAUCCUUGUCUGGACUAGGAUUGGAUUUGGUCGAAACUGCUUUAUCGGAAUCUCUGCCUCUUGCUUUGCAGCCUCACCGGUUACACCCAACAUCCUCACGGACCGAUUUGUUCGGAUCUGCCCGGCAAGUAUAA
Molecule: messenger RNA, 5070 nt
Organism: Echinostoma caproni
Lineage: Eukaryota; Metazoa; Platyhelminthes; Trematoda; Plagiorchiida; Echinostomatidae
Source: the annotation of a GenBank genome assembly